Messenger RNA from Phalacrocorax carbo (great cormorant), 2666 nucleotides. NCBI's taxonomy places the organism in Eukaryota, Metazoa, Chordata, Aves, Suliformes, Phalacrocoracidae. The record is from RefSeq and is a predicted model, not a curated record.
GUCUGGCUUGCAAAAAUGCACUUUAUUUCAUUUGUUUCAUUCUUCCCUGGUACAAGGUGCAUGCUGUGAAGCCCGGGUACACAGCGUCCGGUCCAAGCAAUGCCUGUGCUCGCAGCGCGGCGCGGCGAGGAGCGUGGUGCUGGUUCUCCAGAGGCCUUGGUUCCCAGGGGAUGCUGUAGCUGUGCAAGGUGAAGGACAGACCGACAGUUGCUGGCAGAGCCACGGCAGUUAUUCAUCUGCCUGAAGUGAGGGCGGCAAGCACUUUGACGAGCUGAGGAGCGUGGUCUGCAGGGGAAGAGCCAUUUGUCGGACACGAACAUCCCCCCAGCUGCAGUGAGGGGAGAGGAGCCGCUGCUGCAGAUCGAGCACACUUCUGGAGGGAAAAAUACUGCUUUGGUUUGGUGUCUAAUUAGAUAUUUACCAGGAAGGAAGGAAAGUUAAAAAUAGGGUGACAGUGACUUCAAAGGGUGUUUUUGACUUCUAAGAAUAACACCUUUGCUGGCACCGAUUUCAGGAAUAUCAGCAGUGCCUGGGUGUGAAAGACGGAGACGUUGCAGCUCAGUCAGUAGCCAAGGGAGCAAUCCCGGACCUGCUGGCCCCUGGCCCGGCCUCACGGGAGCAGCUGAGGAGGGGACGUUUGCAUCGCUGCAAGGGCCUGUGGAGAGCCCAACUGCACCCGUGGGGACGCAGCAGAGGGAGUCUGGGGAAGGCAAAGCCACCGGUGCCCCGGUGUGGGUGGGAGGCGAUGUGUGGCACCAUGGGCACCCCCUCCCCAUGGGCGGUGCUGCUGCUCGCCGUGGCGCUGGUGGGGCUCUCGGCUCCCCGAGCAGCGUACGGGCAGCCCAACUUCAUUGUCAUCCUGGCAGAUGAUGUGGGCUGGGGGGAUCUGGGGGCCAACUGGGCAGAGACGAAGGAGACCCCGCAUUUGGACGAGUUGGCAGCCGAAGGGAUGAGAUUUGUGGAUUUCCACUCAGCUGCCUCCACUUGCUCGCCGUCCCGCGCCUCUCUGCUCACAGGGCGUCUCGGCGUGCGCAACGGGGUGACCCACAACUUCGCCGUCACGUCGGUCGGCGGCCUCCCUCUGAACGAGACCACCCUGGCCGAGGUCCUGCACGGGGCUGGGUACAGCACUGGGGCUAUAGGCAAGUGGCACCUGGGACACCACGGCCACCAUCACCCCAGCUUCCGCGGCUUCGACUAUUACUUCGGGAUCCCCUACAGCCACGACAUGGGCUGCACGGACACCCCCGGAUACAACGUGCCGCCCUGCCCUCCCUGCCCGCGGCACGGCGCGGCUGCCAGGGUGGCAAGAAAGGACUGUUACACGGAGGUGGCCCUUCCUCUCUUCGAGAAUGUCACCAUUGUCCAACAGCCUGCCAACCUCAGCAGCCUGGCGGGGCGCUACGCGGAGGAGGCAGAGCGCUUCAUCCAGCGGGCGAGAGAGAGCGGACGCCCCUUCUUCCUCUACCUGGCGCUGGCCCACAUGCACGUCCCGCUGGAGGUGCCCCCACUGCCCCCAACCUUGAGCAGGGGCAUCUACGGAGCCUCCCUGAGCGAGAUGGAUGCCCUGGUGGGACAGAUAAAGCGGGUCGCCGACAGCCACGGAAAGGGCAACACGCUCCUUUGGUUCGCAGGUGACAAUGGCCCCUGGGCACAGAAGUGCGAGCUGGCGGGGCGCCUGGGGCCCUUCGUGGGGGCCUGGCAGAGGCUGCGAGGUGGGAGCUCGGCAAAGCAAACGACGUGGGAAGGAGGGCACCGCGUGCCGGCGCUGGCGUAUUGGCCCGGCCGCAUCCCUGCCAAGAGGACAAGCCACGCUCUGCUCAGCACCCUGGACAUCUUCCCUACGCUGGUGGCCCUGGCUGGGGCAGCGCUUCCCCCAAGCAGGCGCUUUGAUGGCUUGGAUGUGACCCCGGUUCUCUUUGGGUGGUCAGACGUGGGGCACAAGGUUCUGCUCCAUCCCAACAGUGGAGCAGCUGGGAAGGACGGCGAGAUAGAGACGCUACGGCUGGCUCAGUACAAGGCAUUUUACACCACAGGAGGGGCGAUGGCUUGCGAUGGGAGCGUUGGGUCAGCUGAGCAUCACCAGCCACCCCUCAUUUUCAAUCUGGAUCACGAUAUCCAGGAGCAGGAGCCUUUGGACGUGGCAUCCAGAGAGUAUCAGGCAGUGCUGCCUGCAAUCAGCAGGGCUUAUGCCCAAGCUCUGGAGGACAUUGCAACAGACAACAUCUCGGUUGCAGAUUACUCCAAAGACCCGGCCGCAACCCCCUGCUGCAACGCACAGCACGUGGCCUGCCGCUGCCAGGCGCCCGGGCCUCAGGCAGCCGUGCUGGACCGGCACAUGGAAAUAAGAGCCAUGCAGCUUUGUGUUUAAGCAAAUAAUUGCUCAGGCUGCUCCUUUCCCGAGUCUGGUUUCUGCGAACAGGACUGUUGUGCGUGCGGGCUCCAGGCUGGAGGCUGGCCACGGAGGAGAGGGAUGGAGGCUGCGAUCCCCUUCGCUCCGUGCUGUGAAGCAGGGAGGUGAGUUAGUUGUGAGUCUGUGUGAGCACCCAGAGGGUCCCCUUUGCUGCCGUACCUGGUGGCUCUGGGCACGUGGAUGGAGACAGGCUUUUUGUAGGGCUCUUUAGUUGAUAAAAAGCCAGGUCUUGGAUUAAAACUACCUUCUGUGA